AUGGAGAGCCAUGUGGUACCAGCACAUAUUCACGUCAACGAGGUGGAGCAGCCGUGGAUUGAUUUUUUCGCCGCUAACACCCUCAGCUUACCUCGAAACUACGCGUGCCUACCCCUGACCUCACACCGCCGCAUCCUUCCCACUGUAUCUCAGGCAAUGCUGCGUCAUGAGGCGCAUUGGGUGGAAAAAUACAUGCGCUGUCGACGUAGCCGCACCGCCUCUACUGAAAUAUGCCCCGUCAACACGGUAGGAGGUCCAUGGUGUGAGGAGCGUUACUCGGCGUAUGGACACAUACGCCAGAGGGACACAAACCGUCAGCUUGGACGAGUGAUGCAGACGGCAGCACGUGACGGCAUGGAGUUCGUCAGCCCCCUUGAACCCAAUCCCCCUACCUGCCCAGUAGUAACGCAAGACCGUCGGGAGGAUAAAAAUUUCCAAAUUCCUCCAGGGUUUUCACGAAUACUGUUACGUGCCUCGGACGGAUAUAGUGCCGAUUGCCGUCCCUGCAAGAUCAUUGAUCUGCCCAGACCAGAGGAGUAUAGUGGAAGGUUAUUGUACUAG
Hydatigera taeniaeformis is the source of this 561-nucleotide messenger RNA. Lineage: Eukaryota; Metazoa; Platyhelminthes; Cestoda; Cyclophyllidea; Taeniidae. The record is from the annotation of a GenBank genome assembly.